This is a messenger RNA of Diatraea saccharalis (sugarcane borer), 615 nucleotides long. NCBI's taxonomy places the organism in Eukaryota, Metazoa, Arthropoda, Insecta, Lepidoptera, Crambidae. The record is from the annotation of a GenBank genome assembly.
AUGUUCCGAAAAGGCUAUAUUACCGUGGACCAUAUUCAUACGCUGUGGCAAGUUAUAAAGAAGACCGAAGAGUAUAACCGACCAUUCUGCUUAGCACAUGGUACAUCGAGGUUGGCGGCAGCGCAGGAGGCGGCGGGCGCGCAGGCUCGCGCGGCGCCAGCUGAUACCAUGGGCGGCGCGCACCAGCCCGCUGCUCCAGGGCCCAGCUCGCUAUUUAUAUUUGCCAACGAAAAUCCUAUUCGGAGGUAUACAAAGUUCAUCAUCGAGUGGCCGCCCUUCGAGUACGCGGUGCUGCUUACCAUCAUCGCCAACUGCGUGGUGCUGGCGCUGGAGGAGCACUUGCCCAACGGCGACAAGACCGUCUUAGCACAGAAUUUGGAAGAAACCGAGGCGUACUUUUUAGGGAUAUUUUGUGUAGAAGCCUCGUUAAAAAUCUUAGCAUUAGGUUUUGUUUUACACAGGGGAUCGUAUCUUAGAAACGUUUGGAACAUCAUGGAUUUUUUCGUUGUAGUAACUGGAAUAGCAAAGUUAGACAUGCUCCGUAUACCCUCAUAUAAGGAGUCCACGAAACGAUUAAUUGCGAUUGACAGUAAUUAUGUAAUUGGCUCUCAUUAA